ACAAUUUUAGUUCGGAUUUCACAAGAUACAUGUACUUCAGAGAAGAUCUCGGUCGAAAUGAGGAACGCGGCGUUGAUCGUACUUGUCCUAGUGAUUAUCUGUCUUGUACAGAUACAAGGAAAAGUUCUGGGCAAGCGUCAUGACGACAACCGAUUGGAGGAAGUAUCUGAGGAUGAGCAGUUUAAGAAUGAAGCGCUGAGUGAGAUUUCCAACUUGUUUGCGAACAUUAACAUGAUGGAUGGGACUUUAAUUGGAACACAGCAAGGUAAAGCUAUGGAACAACAGAAGUUCCGACCUCUGAGACGGGAAAGGAGCGAAAGGAAGGAACUGAGAGAACAAGAGAACAAUGAGAAGGAAUAGAACUGAUAUCCAGUUGAGGUGUCACCAAGAACGAGUCUCGAACCCAACUGAACGGCCUUGACGAUUUUAAGGAAAACGAUCAUUCUGCUAUCUUGUGUGAGGACUUUAUCAACUGAUAUUCUACAGAUUUUCAUUAUUGAUUCGAGGACACAAAAUUGACCCAAUAGUAUAUUAAUACAAUGUAGCAUUGUUAAUUGAUCUAAGAUAUUACGAGACUCCCAAUUCUCAUGACGGUUAUAACAGGUGUUUAGUACUUGGUGGAAUAAAAGCUGUAUGUAAAA
Molecule: messenger RNA, 641 nt
Organism: Pecten maximus
Lineage: Eukaryota; Metazoa; Mollusca; Bivalvia; Pectinida; Pectinidae
Exons: 5
Coding region: 58-360 (100 amino acids)
Source: RefSeq, a predicted model, not a curated record